Fusarium sp. VM40 is the source of this 3693-nucleotide messenger RNA. NCBI's taxonomy places the organism in Eukaryota, Fungi, Ascomycota, Sordariomycetes, Hypocreales, Nectriaceae. The record is from the annotation of a GenBank genome assembly.
AUGGUGCAGCCCAACGUCCCACGAAUAUCCUAUGAAGACAUCAAGAAUUCGAUGGUCGAUGGAGACACCCAUAUGUUCCUUAAUUGCCAUGAGUUUUUACCUUGGACCAAUGUCAAGCUCUUGGCCGAAAAACAUCGGAUAAGGUCAACUUUGGAGGCAUGGUUGACUCCAGAGCAGCAUAUCCAGCACCUCCUUGAAUUUUUCGCAAACAAGGCGCAGAAAGUGUUUUUGAUCCUUGUCUUCACAGAGCCUGAACAGAAUUACAUCCAGCAUUGCGUCCAGAGCCUCUACGACGCACGUUUGGAAGACAAAGACCUCCCUAUUUUCAAGUCACAAGCAGCCACGACCUCGCCAUGGUUCUAUACAAGAUAUAACAAACAGUGUGACUUCUUCAAGUCUUGGGGGAUGAAACUUCGAGAUGAUUUCUUCCGUGAUCAGUGGUCUUUCCUGGCCCCGAAAUUCGAAAGAGACACAUUCUCCUACGAGUUCUACGAAUCACAUCACCUCCCAUUCAUCGUCAGAAAAGAAGAUUAUAAGUCAACAGGCGGUCACUUUGCAGAAGUCGCGAGUGUUGGCUUACAUGUUGAUCAUCUAGACCCCCAGAGCGAUCGUAAGCAACUGAAAGUGAACAAAGAGUGCUUCCAGGUCGCCGUCAAGCGUUUGAAAAAUAAGGCCCUGCCAGACGGGAGAUCUAACGAUAUCGAGAAGUUUUUUGAAAAGGAGUUGCGAACACUAGAGAUAAUGAGAAACCUCGACAAUGAUCAUCUGAUCAAGCCUAUCGCUGCUUACAAGAAAGGCGAAUAUAAAUGCUUCGUAUUUCCAUGGGCCCAGGGGGGAAACCUGCAAGCAUUUUGGAACGAGAACAAAAACCUUCUGGAUAAGGAGCUUGUACAUUGGGCUUUGCGUCAAAUGACUGGCAUGGCAUAUGCAAUCAAGCUGCUGCACGAAAAUAACACCCGCCAUGGCGACAUAAAGCCAGCUAAUAUCCUACGGUUUCAAAUGACUGAUGACAAAAACAACUUGGGAACGCUGGUUAUCGCCGAUGUUGGUAUUUCCAAGAUUCAUGAGAAUUAUACUCGUUAUCGGACGCACCCUACCACCAGCACACAUGGGACUAUGUCAUAUGACCCCCCUGAAAUGGAUGACUAUGCAAAUGGUGUUCCAGUACCUCGCAUAUUCGAUAUCUGGGCUCUAGGUUGCGUCUUUCUCGAGUUCGUAGUUUGGCUGGUUCUUGGUCGGUCUGGGUGGAUAAACUUUCUUCGAGACAUUACAGACCAAGGUGGGGAGUGCAAGUUCUGGGAAAGCACCUCCGGGGUCUCUAAACCGCACGACAAAAUCCAGAAAUGGGUCGAGGAUAUUAAGAGUAUCGUCGGCGAGAAUUCAGCGGUUUGGAGAGUGGUCGAAUUAAUUUCGAAGAGGCUUCUCGUACCCAUGUGGUUGUCGACCGAUAAUUGCUCAAAGAAACUGAAAGAUAUCCAGAUCAAAUCCAUACACUUGUGGAAUUACAUCCAGGUCCAUCAGGUCCCUCCUUCAGGGAUCCAAGCGGAAUCAGAUAGCAUCAUGAAAACGUCCAAGAAACUCGUGGGAUGCAAACUGAAGAAAGUUAUUUUCGCUUCACGACGCAGGAGUGAAAAGCCUGACAAGAGGUAUGCCGAGCUCUUAACGGCAGCAUCUAAUCUGCAGAGGUCGAGGAAAGAAAACAUAGAAGCUCUCUCAGAAAAGCUUUUGGAGAUACAGACCCUUUCCGCGAGACUUUUGGACUCGAGGAAGAACCGCGCCGACGCCGAGGCUGUCCAUGGCGAACUGCAAAAGAUAUCCAACUGUUCACCGAAAUCCAUCUUCGGCAGCAAAUUAGCGAAUCAGGCCAAAGCAAGGCCCAUGGGUGCAACAAGCAAUCUACCAGCGUCCCCAGAUCAACAUACUAGUCUGCUCAAAGAUCAGUGGCGAAGCACAACAAACAAGAGCUGGGCGUUUGCCCUAAUCUCGCAUCUUGACUGGCCCACCUUACGACCUGCGCUUAGUGAUCAUACUACAGGAAUAUGCGACUCUUGUAUCGAUACCGACUUCCUAUCACCAGUUUUGGAUCUAGGACGGAGUCUCGAGAAUCUUACAAGAAGUUCGUACAAUUGUCGUAUCUGUAAGUUUCUGAUCGUCUGCCUAUUGAAGGCUAGACCCCAGCCAGUUGGAACAGUGAAACUUUUUAUGAACCGUGCUGGUAGCGCAUUUAGAACCUCCGCUGAUGGAAACCCCGUGAUAUCCAUUUAUGGCGACCCAGGUUAUGGUUCUGUACUCCCUCAUGCACAACUCGGGUUGCCGAUUCUGCCGGAUUUCGGUAGUGUUCAACAGUUUGAGUUGCUGAAGCAAUGGAUUUACCUUUGUGAUCAGACUCAUAACUGUUUCCCGAACAAGAUUGAAAGUAAAAUAAUAGGUAGCAUGCCAACAAGACUCGUGUACGUUGCGUUGAGCCAUUGCUGGGGAGUUUUAUCAGAGCAGGAAAGGUUCUGCCUUUACAAAAGCAAUAAGAAGCAACUCGAGCGAGAUAUAUUGUUCGAUUCGUUACCAAAGACAUUUCGGGAUGCCGUGACAGUCACCCGGAACUUAGGGAUCUUUUACCUCUGGAUCGACUCACUCUGUAUCAUCCAGGAUGACGAGCAAGACUGGGAAGCUGAAUCAGCGAGGAUGGGACCUGUGUUUAGCUCGGCUUAUUUUAUCAUAGCAGCCAGCAGCGCUACAUCUUCGCUGCAAGGAUUUCUUGGAACUAGGACGCAGAGAGCAGCCACUACGAUUAAGACUCUACAGGGGCCUGUCCAUCUAGCAGAGCCUAUUGACGAUUUUCAUGAGCAUGUUGAGCAUAGUGCUUUAAACAAGCGCGGAUGGGUGUUUCAGGAAAGAGCAUUAUCGUGUCGGACUAUACACUUCACGUCAACCCAGGUGUAUUGGGAAUGCGGAGGGGGUAUCCAAUGUGAGACACAAGCCAAGUUACGAAAUAGCCAGUCUGAGUUUAUUGGAGACCCCAAUUUCCCGGCCUACGCAUUGAACCACCACAAGGACGAUCGUAUUCGCCUCAUACAAUACCUUUAUGGAGUCUACAGCGGGCUGUGCUUGACAAAGGCAACGGACCGUUCAAAAGCAAUUUUAGGGUUACAGGAACGUUUGGCCAAUGCCUUCGAGUCUAGUGCAAAGUACGGCGUCCUCUCAGCUUAUUUUGAACGAAUGUUGCUUUGGGAGGCCGAGAUCCAAGGCGACAUGACACGAAUAGCGUAUGCACGAACUCAGACUGUCCCGUCAUGGUCAUGGAUGGCUUACGUGGGGAAGAUACGAUAUAUGGAGAUCCCUUUCAAAGAGGUGAACUGGAUGGGUAACUUUAUCGAUCCCUUUGGGUCCAAAAGCGACAGAGCUGGCUGGGAUGGACGGCUUCUUGCUUACGCAAAUCAACUGCUGAUUGACGAAGGCGAACUGUCGAAGAGAUCUAAGAUUGAUCAGAGUAACUCCAAAAUCGAUCCCAUCGGUUGGAGGUGUAUUGUGUGUGGAGAAAGCAAACUGUCCGACGACCAAGGUCGUUUUCUUCAAUAUGUUUUGCUGAUACAUCAAACACACUCGACAGAAGUUCUGGCCAGUUAUGAAAGAGUCGGCGUAGCGGUACUUCUGGAUACUCAUAUUGUUCCGGGAACUACAAAGGUCUGGGUGGUGUGA